AAUGACGUCACGAGGGAAAUCCGCCAUUUUUGUUUUCAUGGGCCGAGAGAGUAGGGUGGGACAAGUUGGGAGAAGGAGGACACAGAAGAGAGACAAGCGACUGGAAGACUAAAGAAGGAAGACACGACUUAAGGGCUGCCAUCUAAGAACAGGGGCAAGAACUAUCUACAUUUUCUAUUUUGAGGUGAAGACGUAAGACAGAGACCAAGAUGGCGUCCCUCUCGCUGAAGAUCUCGGUGAAGCACGCCAACGUGGUGAAGACUAUGCAAUUCGAGCCCUCCACCAUCGUGUACGAUGCCUGCCGCAUGAUUCGGGAGAGGAUACCCGAGGCACAGAUGGGGAAUGCCACAGAGUUUGGAAUGUUCCUGGCAGAUGAGGACCCUAAGAAGGGGGUGUGGCUGGAGGCGGGGCGCACACUGGACUACUACCUGCUCAGGAGCGGGGAUCUGUUGGAGUACAAGAAGAUACACAGGCCACUGAAAGUCAGAAUGUUGGAUGGAACAGUCUAUACAGUCAUGGUUGACGACAGCCACACAGUUGCCCAGUUACUGGUCACCAUCUGCACACGCAUCGGCAUCACAAACCAUGACGAGUACUCCCUGGUGCGAGAGGGGGAGAAGAUUCGCGAGGCGGCCGAGCCCCCCACCCCCGUCAAGAAGAAUUACUACGGUACGAUGACGAGAACGAUGACACGGCUCAGUUUGGACCGAACACUGAUGAGAGAUGAGAAGAAGAUGGAAGCACUGAAGAAGAAACUUCACACAGACGACGAGCUGAACUGGCUUGACCACGGGCGGACCCUGAGAGAACAGGGCAUAGACGACACAGAAACUCUCCUGCUGAGGAGAAAGUUCUUCUACUCGGACCAGAACGUGGACUCCAGGGACCCCGUACAGCUCAACCUGCUCUAUGUACAGGCGCGAGAUGGUAUCCUGAACGGGACCCACCCGGUAACGGUUGACGAGGCGAUGAUGUUCGCAGCGUACCAGACACAGAUCCAGUUUGGAGAUCACAUCGAGACAAAGCACAAAUCAGGAUUCCUGGACCUUAAAGAGUUCCUACCCAAGGAGUACGUUAAGAACAAGGGUAUAGAGAAAAAGAUCUGGUUGGAGCACAGAAAGCUGGCUGGACUGUCAGAGCUGGACGCCAAGGUCAGGUACACCCAGCAGUGCCGAUCUCUCAAGACAUACGGAGUCACCUUCUUCCUUGUCAAGGAAAAGAUGAAAGGAAAGAACAAGUUGGUACCGCGGCUGCUGGGCAUCACGAAGGACUCAGUGAUGAGGGUGGAUGAGAAGACGAAGGAGAUCCUGAAGGUGUGGCCCCUCACCACCGUCAGAAGGUGGGCUGCCUCCCCCAAGAGCUUCACACUGGACUUUGGUGACUACUCAGAGUCGUACUACUCAGUCCAGACCACAGAGGGAGAAACCAUCUCUCAGCUCAUCGCUGGGUACAUUGACAUCAUCCUCAGAAAGAAAAAGGGGAAGGACCGGUUUGGACUGGAUGGAGAGGAAGAGUCCACCAUGUUGGAGGACAGUGUGUCACCCGCAAGGGCGACCAUCAUGCAACACCAGGAGAACAAGGUCGGACACGUGAACGAAGGCUCAGUCGCCAUUCCCGCGGUCAUGCGUGCACAUGAUGGGGCUGAGUCGUACUCGACGGGUACGAUGCCACGGGCCGAGUACGCCACCAUCCGCGGGCAGAUCCAUUCCGCUCACAUGCCGCCUAUUAACACACAAGCCCAGCAGGCCUUGAUGGGGAACAUCAGUUCUGGGUUCAACUCGAUCAGCGCUGCACAAGCCGAGCUGGGGUCCAGGGCAGAGCUGCCGCCACUGGGGUCUGAUCCGGCCUCCUUGAAGUGGAAGCAGAACACUUUGGACGUCUCCAAACAGAACGUUACAUCCCAGCUCGCCGCCAUGUCCGCCGCCACAGCCUCCGUCGUUACGCUCACAUCAGGUGAGCCUGAGCAGACGGACUACACCGCGGUCGGGUCAGCCGUUACCACCAUCUCUUCCAACCUCACGGAGAUGUCAAAGGGCAUCAAGAUGGUGGCCGCGCUGCUUGAGGACUACGGACAGGGCGAACGGUUGUUGGACGCCGCGAGAAACCUCGCCGGAGCGUUCUCAGACCUGCUCAGCGCUGCGAAACCCGGCUCGACGGAGCCCCGCCAAAACCUGCUGACGGCCGCUGGAAACAUCGGAGAACAUGGACGGGAGGUUCUACACGAGAUGGGAGAGGUCGAUACUGACCCACGCUUCCAGGAUGCCCUUAUGGCGCUGGCAAAGGCCGUGGCGAACGCGACCGCCACGCUCGUGCUGAAGGCGAAGAACGUGGCCAGCAAGGCAGAGGAUCCCGCCAUGCAGAACAAGGUCAUCGCCUCGGCAACACAGACAGCGCUGUCCACCUCACAGCUGGUUGCCUGCACUAAGGUGGUAGCACCCACGAUAAGCCACCCAGCGUGCCAGGAACAGCUGAUAGACGCAGCGAAGCUUGUGGCUAAGUCCGUAGAGAAAACGGUGGACUCGGCGCAGAUGGCCACACAGGAGGAGUUCCUCCUGAAGGACCUGGGUGCUGCGGCGACACAGGUCACCCAGGCACUGAACGACCUGCUGCAGCACAUCAAACAGGCAUCCAAGGUUUGUAUGGGGGAGGAGGGCAGGUAUGAGGAUCACUGUGACACCAUCAUCUCUGCCUCUGACAGACUCUUCGCUUCCAUGGGCAACGCUUCCGACAUGAUCAAACAGGCCAAGAUACUAGCAGAAGCGACGUCACAUUUAGUGAACUCGAUAAAAACCAGCGCUGACACGACAGACGACACCGACUCACAGAAGAGGCUUCUGGGAGCUGCCAAAGUUCUGGCUGAUGCCACAGCUAGGAUGGUGGAGGCUGCCAAGGGCUGUGCUGUAAACCCACACGACUCAGACGAACAGGAGAACCUACGCAAGGCGGCGGAGGACCUGAGAGCAGCCACAAACGCUGCAGCCGGCAACGCCAUUAAGAAAAAACUAGUCAGCAAACUGGAGAACGCUGCCAAACACGCCGCUGCCGUGGCAACACAGACGAUCGCAGCGUCGCAGGCCGCGGCGAGUUCCAACAAGAACCCGUCAUCACAACAGCAGUUGGUCUCAUCCUGCAAGCAUGUUGCGGACCACAUCCCGAGGCUGGUACAGGGCGUGCGAGGAAGCCGCGCCCAACCGGACAGCCCCAGCGCCCAGCUACUCCUCAUCAAUGCCUCACAGGAGUUUAUUUCACCGGCCAAUAACAUGAACUCUGCGGCGAAGGCUGCCGUACCGACCGUAUCGGACCAGGCUGCGUCCAUGCAGCUGAGCAACUGCUCCAAACAGUUGGCACAGGCUCUGGCCGAGCUGCGGUCCUCUGCACAGAAGGCACAGGAUGCAUGCGGUCCCCUGGAGAUUGACAGCGCACUGGACACAAUCCGCCAGCUGGACUCAGACCUGGUGGAGAUAAAGAAGAGUGCAGCAGAGGGACAACUGGUCCCGCUUCCAGACGAGUCGGGCGAGCAGUGUGCACAGGAGCUCGGCCACACGUCCAAGACUGUCGGCGCUUCCAUGGCUCAGCUACUAACCGCUGCCGCACAGGGCAAUGAGAACUACACUGGCCUGGCGGCGAGGGAUACAGCGAACGCUCUCCGCACACUGACCGGCGCUGUACGAGGGGUUGCCGCGGCAACCUCCGACAGACAGGCUCAGGACCACCUGAUUGACACCGCCCGUGAUGUAAUGGACAAGUCCAUUAACCUCAUCGAGGAGGCGAAGAAGGCUGUUAACGAUCCGAACAAUCCAGACAACCAGCAGCGCCUGGCUCAGGUUGCCAAAGCCGUGUCGCAUGCGCUGAACAACUGCGUGAACUGCCUACCAGGACAGCGUGACGUAGACUUCGCAAUCCGGAACAUUGGAGAGGCCAGUAAAGCUCUGCUGUCAGGACAGCUCCAGAAGGGCGAUGUCAGUUUCCAGGAGGUGCAGACGAUGCUCAGCACGGCGGCGCAGGAGCUCAACAUGGCGUCCAGCGAGCUGGUGGUGGCCUCGAAGGGAACCCACGAGCAGCUGGCCCAGGCCUCGGGCAAGUUCAGCAAGGAUUUCAGUCUGCUGCUGGAGGCAGGGAUGCAGAUGGCAGCACAGACAUCGGAUGAGGAGCAGCAGUCGUUGAUGGUCAGUAACCUGAAGAGCAUCUCCAUGUCGUCCAGUAAACUCCUGUUGGCGGCCAAGUCUCUCUCAGCCGACCCCAACGCUCCCAACGCUAAGAACCAGCUGGCUUCAGCUGCAAGGUCGGUGACUGACAGCAUCAACCAGCUGAUCAACAUCUGCAUGCAGACUGCACCAGGACAGAAGGAGUGUGACAAUGCCUUGAGGAACAUUGAGGUGAUGCGCAGCAUGCUGGACAACCCCAUGGAGCCUGUCAAUGAUCUGACAUACUUUGACUGCCUGGAGACAGUCAUGGACAAGUCUAAGACGCUGGGAGAGUCGAUGAGCUCUAUUACCCAGCAUGCCAAGAACAGUGAGCACGAAGAGUUCGGCUCAGCCGUCACAAGAGCAUCCACGGCAGUCUGCGGGCUCACAGAGGCGGCUGCUCAGACCGCGUACCUUGUGGGCAUUGCGGACCCGUCAAGCCAGGCCGGGCGGCAGGGGCUGGUGGACCAGUCUCAGUUUGCGCGGGCCAACCAGGCCAUCCAGAUGGCGUGUCAGCAGCUACUGGACCCGACAACGUCUCAGGCUCAGGUUCUGUCUGCUGCCACGGUGAUCGCCAAGCACACGUCCUCGCUCUGCAACAUGUGCCGCGUCGCCUCCACCAAGACUUCCAACCCUGUUGCUAAGCGACACUUCGUCCAAUCAGCAAAGGAGGUGGCCAACAGCACAGCCAACCUGGUCAAGAGUAUAAAGGCGCUAGAUGGAAACUUCACCGAGCAGAACCGUCAGCAGGUAGCGGAGGCGAGCAGGCCGCUGAUGGAGGCAGUGGAGAACCUGACAACGUUCGCUUCAAACCCAGAGUUCGCCAGCGUGCCUGCACAGAUCAGCAUAGAGGCACGGAAGGCGCAGGAACCAAUCGUCAUCGCUGGUAGAACCAUCAUCGACAGCACCAGCUCCCUGAUCACCACAGCCAAGCUGCUGGCCGUGAACCCGAAGGACCCUCCGACCUGGCAGCUCCUCGCCGGGCACUCCAAAACUGUCUCUGACUCCAUCAAGAGGCUCAUUGCCUCCAUCAGGGACAAGGCGCCAGGCCAGCGCGAGUGUGACCGGGGUAUCGAGGUGAUUAACCAGUGUAUCCGUGAUGUGGACCAGGCUUCGCUGUCUGCCGUCACACAGAAACUGGAACCCAGGAACGAAGGAACUACACAGAUUUUCCAGGAACAGAUGAACAACGCUGCCCACGAGAUCGGCAAGAACGUCGACGGGGUUGCGUCCGCCGCUAAGGAGAAGGCAGAGAAGCUGGGACACCAGGUGACGCAGCUGUCAUCGUAUUUCGACCCUCUUGCGUCGGCCGCGAUCAACCUCGCCUCUAAGACAAUGAACUCCCAGAAGCAGGAGAACAUCCUGGAGCAGACCAAGACUGUCGCUGAGUCGGCGCUACAGCUGGUCUACACUUCCAAGGAGGGAGGCGGAAACCCCAAGGUAGCGACCCAUGCCCACGCUGCUAUCGAUGAGGCAGCGGAGGGGAUGAAGGAAGCCGUGGACGAUCUGCUUAAGACCCUGGACGAGUCCGCGAGCGAAACCGGCGCCGUCUUUGGCAUGGUGGAUGGAAUCACUAAGGCCAUGAGUGAUAUGGUAGACGGUAGACUGGAGGACAAGCCUGCGGGAUCGUUUGUGGACUAUCAGACCAAGAUGGUGAAGAUUGCCAAACAGCUCGCAAGGACAUCACACGAUAUGGUUGGUAAAGCGUCGUCGUCACCGGACGAGCUGGGCCCACAGGCCAACGCCCUGUCACAUGACUUCUCCGAGCUCGCUGCGCAGAGCAAGGGUGCCAUGGCAACCAUCAACAGCCCUGAGCUUUCGGACAGAAUCCGUAACUCGGUACAGGACCUGGGGAACUCGUGUGUGGACGUGGUGAACAACGCCGGCGCCAUCCAGAGCAACCCCUCCGACACAUAUGCUAAGAAGGACCUCAUCGAAAACUCAAGAGCUGUCUCCGAAAAGGUAUCGUUCGUGCUGGCGUCGCUCCAGGCGGGUUCCCGCGGCACGCAGGCCUGCAUCAACGCGGCUAGCACGGUCAGCGGCAUCAUCGGAGACCUGGACACCACCAUCAUGUUUGCGUCUGCGGGCACGCUCAGUCCAGAGAUGGAGGAUGAGGCUUUCGCCGAUCACAGAGAGAACAUUUUGAAGACAGCGAAGGCCCUUGUGGAGGACACGAAGACGCUUGUGUCAGGUGCUGCGUCGAGUCAGGAGCACCUGGCUGCAGCUGCGCAGUCGGCUGUGGACACCAUCACCAAACUGGCCGAUGCCGUCAAGUCAGGUGCUGCCAGUCUGGGACCACAGGAUGCAGAGGCACAGGUCUUGUUGAUAAACGCUGUGAAAGACGUGGCUGUGGCUCUUGGAGAACUGAUCGAGGCGACCAAGAACGCUUCGGGCAAGCCUGUCCAGGACCCAUCCAUGGUGCAGCUGAAGAACUCUGCCAAGGUGAUGGUGACCAACGUGACUUCCCUGCUGAAGACCGUGAAGACGGUAGAGGACGAGGCGGCGCGGGGAACACGAGCUCUGGAGGCCACCAUCGAGGCCAUCAAGCAGGAGAUGAGGAUCCUGAGCUCUAUGGACCCCCCUGAGAAGAGGCUCCCUCCUGAGGACCUGAUCAGGAGCACCAAGCCCGUCACCCUCCUCACUGCCAAGGCCGUUGCCGCGGGAACCAGCUGUCGCCAGGACGACAUCAUCGCAGUGGCCAACAUGUCCAGGAAGUCUGUUGGAGACCUCAUUGUUACAUGCAAGGCCUCAGCGUUUGGCGCGGAGUCGCGAGAGACGACGGAGAGAGCGAUGGAAGUGGGCAGGAACACGGUGUCCAUGUACGUGGAGCUGCUGAUGCAUGUCCUCUCGAUCCUCCAGAAGCCCACACAUGAAGGGAAACAGAAGCUGGCACAUUUCUCCAAAAGGGUGGCGACGGCUGUGGCAGAACUGGUACAGACAGCGGAGGCCAUCAAAGGAUCUGAAUGGGUUGAUCCGGAGGACCCCACGGUUGUGGCUGAGAACGAGCUGCUGGGAGCGGCCUCCGCCAUCGAGGCGGCCGCCAAGAAACUAUCGGAGCUGAAACCUCGACCCAAGGCCAAGGAGGUUGACGAGACCUUGAACUUCGAGGAACAGAUCCUGGAGGCCGCCAAGUCCAUCGCCGCAGCAACCAGCGCGCUGGUGAAGGCUGCGUCCACGGCCCAGCGGGAGCUGGUGGCGCAGGGGAAGGUGGGAGCCUCCCGCGCUAUGGCGUACGAUGACGGGCAGUGGUCACAGGGACUCAUCUCCGCGGCGCGUAUGGUUGCCGCGGCGACCGGGAGCCUGUGCGAGGCAGCCAAUGAGAUGGUGCAGGGGCUGGCGAGCGAGGAGAAGCUCAUCUCCUCCGCCAAACAGGUGGCAGCCUCCACCGCACAGCUGCUCGUGGCCUGUAAGGUCAAGGCUGACCCUGACAGCGAGGCCAUGAGGAGACUACAGCAAGCAGGAAACCGUGUUAAGCACGCGUCAGAAGAGCUGGUGAAGGCUGCCCAGCAGGCUGCUGCCAUCGAGGAGGAGGAGCGCAACAUCGAGCUGAGCAAGAGGCGGGUCCCCACCAUCGCCAUGGAGAUCCAGGCACAGGAGGAGAUUUUAAGAAAAGAGCGAGAGUUAGAAGAAGCCAGGAAGAACCUGUACAAAAUACGGCAAGCGAAGUACAAGAACAGGCCUCAACAAGACCAGGACUCUGACGACUAAGCUCACACCCCUCCCUGGGGAGUGAGCCAGUCCACUGCUUGGAUUGUUUGUAUAGGUUGGACUGUUCCACUCGAUAUCUAUAGGGAAGGAUGCAAACUUUUUAGAUUUCAUAUUAAGUGCUCUUACAACUAUGUACGCAAAGGAGUUUUUUCCCUCUCCAUGUAUAUGCCUAGAUAUAAAUACUAGUCAGCCGUUAACUUGUUAAGUAUGAACCAUAUAUAACGUUCACUGGAACCCUGUAUACGACUACAUGUAGGCCUGAUGCCAUAAUAAUGCCUUUCACGUGCUGCUGUCUACUGGUACUUACCUAAGAACUAUGCUGUGUAGUAUACUUACAUGUAGUACAUGUAUCAGGCCUUCUGGGAGAAAUUACAGAACAUUAAGUUUAAGGUAUAAAACUGGAAUAGAUAUUCACCCAUUUACUAUACAUGGAAACACUAUGUAUUGGUGGUUGCAGUUAAAGUUACAUGUAAAUUGUGUUCCAACACAAGAAGGAAAAAAACAAGUAUUCAGCCUUUGUCGGUUUUGAAUGACCGGUAACAUAGGUCAUGUGACCUAACAGAUGUGUUUCUACAGCCUUUGUCAAGUUGGACUGGCCUGUAACUAUGGUCAUGUGACCUAGAAGAUGCGAUUUCACAACUACUUUGGAGACUAUCAUUUGUAUUUUUUUUUUCUGUGUUGUGUUUGAACGUAGUUUAACUAUAGACAAGAAGACAUUAUUGCACAGCAAUGACAUAUUCAGAAGCAAGCUGGGCAGUGAAAGUUCAGCCCUUCAGCAAAUCAUGGCAGAAAGCAAAAGUGAAAAGGGCUCUAGCUUAAAACUACUUAACAACUUAGCAGUAAGUUUUUUUGUUUCCUUAGUGGUUAGAAGAAGAAAAUUAGAAAAAAAUAUGAUUUGAUACGGCGAGAAAGAUACGGACAAGGCAAUAUGUGUUCUCUUAUAAUAGAUACAUAUCAUUUUGGUAGGGGGUUGGUAAGGUUGUGGAUUUGAUACCACUAGAUCUGGGGUGGGGGGACGGUGUGCCAAUGUCACUGGUGUCAUAGUAGGGUGAUAACAGACAAUAUCACAUGGGGUUGAUAAAAGUGAUAUCAUAUAAGACAGGGAUGAUUUAUCAUGCUGAUAUGGAGCAGAUAUAUAAAACAUGCUGGUAUCGUAAAGAUAUCAAUUUAUCCCUUACAGAUACAGGUCUGUAUCGCCUGUAAUAUGGUCUGAUAUCGUCUAUACCAACCUGUGAUAUUGUCAACUAGAGUUAUAUUAUCAGCUGAUAUGCCUUCCAUACUGAUAUAUUUACCACCAUAACCAUGAUAUGAAUUCUUCAAUGAAUGUAAAACAAGCAGCUUUUAAAAGGUGAUACUGUUGCUAUGUGUUAACCCUUCCCAAGCUAAGGGUGGAUUCAAGCACCAAUUUUGUAUUGCAGUUUGCAUGGAAAGGGUGAAACUUGAAUUUCUGUUAGAAAAAAAGGUGAUUGGUUAAGCCUUACUGCACAAAUGUAUCAGAUUACCCUAGUACUGUAGGCUGAUUGGUCAGUGACUGUACAGAUGUAUUAGAUUACACCAGUACUGUAUGCUGAUUGGUCAGUGCCUACACAGAUGUAUUAGGUUGCACAAUUAAUGUAUGCUGAUUGGGCAGUUGCUGCAUAGACUAUCAGGCUACACCAGUUCUGUGUGCUGAUUGGACAGUGACUGCUUAGAUGUAUCAGGUUACAAAAAUGAUGGAUGCCAAUUGGUCAGCCAGCCUAUCAAUCUUAUUGAAUCAGCAACUGAAUAAUGUGCCAUGUUUACAUCUCUUCAAGCCAAGAUGCAUUUUUUUUCAUACAGAUACGGCGAAUGUAAGGAAUAGCUAGUUAUUCCGUC
Molecule: messenger RNA, 9746 nt
Organism: Branchiostoma floridae (Florida lancelet)
Lineage: Eukaryota; Metazoa; Chordata; Leptocardii; Amphioxiformes; Branchiostomatidae
Product: talin-1-like
Exons: 60
Coding region: 210-7892 (2560 amino acids)
Biological process (GO): cell-cell adhesion
Cellular component (GO): focal adhesion; cytoskeleton; ruffle
Molecular function (GO): actin filament binding; integrin binding; structural constituent of cytoskeleton
Source: RefSeq, a predicted model, not a curated record